Brassica rapa (field mustard) is the source of this 5046-nucleotide messenger RNA. Its product is annotated as protein SRG1. The record is from RefSeq and is a predicted model, not a curated record. NCBI's taxonomy places the organism in Eukaryota, Viridiplantae, Streptophyta, Magnoliopsida, Brassicales, Brassicaceae.
CGAAGCCAGAAUUUUAUUUUAAUGGGUGCACAUCUUAUAUAAUUAAAAUAAAUGUCAAAAGAAGGAUCGAGCUUGAGAUAUCAAUGGGUGCACAAGUACACUCUUACCAUUUUUCCUAGCUAAUUUUCUUGGCAGUUUAGAUACUAAAAUCAUAAUAUCCAAAAGAUUACGGGUGCACGUGCCCCCAUUAGUCAUGCACUGGCUACGCCCCUGGUUACAUAAUACAGUAUAACUUAUAAGCAAACAAUGUUGAAUUAUUUGUUUGGUUGAUACCAUAUUAAGAGAAAACAAAAACCAAUGAACAUAAGUUUAUUUUGUUCCCACACAUACAAAAGAUCUCUCUUCUCACUCUAUAAAGAUUUAUAUGAGCUAGGAAUGGGCAUUCGGGUACCCCUUCGGAUUUAGCUUUUGCAACCAAAUUACCAGGAUUGUGACCAAAAAGGCCAAUAAAACAAACCCAUAAACCAAAAUGCCAAAUAUUAGCCCUUUCCUGGCAGAGCCGUGCCUAUAGUGUAAUAAAAAAGGCUUCUGCCUUAGGCCCCUCAUAAUUAAUAAGAUUUUGGGGCACCAAAUUGUCAAUAAUCCGCUAUAGUCUAGUGGCUUAGUGGCUGUUUUAGUUACAGUCUUACAGAUGUGUGUUAGGUUCGAUUCUUCUAAUGCUAAGUUCUUUUUCUCUUUUCUUGAGUUAAAAAUUUUUAGUAUAAAAAAUUAUAUUUAAAUGUUAUUAUUUACAAAUUUGCCUUGGGCCCCUCUAGACCUAAGCACGCCACUGUCUCCUGGUAGAUGCUUUCUCAGUCUCCAAAAUAUUAGACACAAACUAGAGCUAAAAGCCGAAAAUGCUAUAAACAUUAGACACAUUGUAACCUUUGGGGUUGCCUUCAAGCAACUAUAUCUUAUAUCUUUUAUGAAAUCAAUCAAUCAUUUUAUCUCCUGAAGAAAAAAUAGAGCUUUAUUUUCCUUUCUAUUUUGUGUUCUAAGAAAGAUCCUUAGAUUUAUUUGCAUUUUGUGUCGAUGAAGCUUUAUAAUGCUAUAACCAUUGCAUAAGAUCUACUCACUAAACUGCCAUAAUAGAACUUAUGUCCCUCUGUAAUCGUUCCAGUAGAGGCUGAGAACCUGAUUGUAACUUGAAAGAUUUAGAGAAAAUCAAAUGGGGAAUAAAACAUGAAAGUGCAAGAUCGUCUAAUGACACAAGUAAUACGAUAGAUGAACACACAGAACUUCUCAAAAAAAAAAAAAUCUUUACUAGAUCUUUUCCAAGUAAAACAUACAAGUCUUAUUUCCGAGAAAACCCCUAGUCUCACACGUUUCUAUGAUAUAACACAUGAUCCAAUAAAUUCUCUCUUCUUUACCCCCCCCCCCCCCCCCCCCCCCCCCCCCCCUCUAUGUUUCACUCACUAUACAAAUUAUGAAACCCUUUUUGCUAAGAAUACUUCUAUUUAUGUUAAUUCAAUACAAAUCUAAUCCAGCCUAGUUAUACUAGAUAGAUUUCGUGGCUCCCUUCCCAAGUAAAGAUCUACAGUUCUCUUUACUAAUCUUCCAUUUCCUUUUUAAAAAAAAAUGUUUUUGUUAAUGACAAAAUUCCUCGUCAAAAAAAAUUUAUUUUGCUUAAUGAAAAACAUCCAUUUGUCUUCACACAUAUAUACAUUUUCCUUUUUCAAGUUCAAGUUCAAGCAAUCCAUACAUGAACUGCAAUAUAACUCCAGCUUCGUGCAACACGUUAUAUACUAUCUCCUAUAGUACUUUACGAACUUAUACAUCAGCAAACAAACCUUUGUCAAUUCGGGGAACCUAGCGCAAAAUUACUCACCGUGUACACUAUUGUGUAAUCGGCCACUCGGGCCUUGUACAACAUGGGUUUUUAUUUUAUCUUUCAAUAUUAUAGUUUGCAAUGAUUAACAAUUUGUUACACCAUCAAGUUCAACCUUAAAUCAUUGUACCAAACGGCAUUUUUGUCCUUGGCAACUGGGUUUUCUGUGUAUUAUAAUAGAUGUUACCAAACGCACUUUUUGUCUUGUCCUCUCGGAACGUGCUUCUCCCACAUAUAAAAUUGUGUUACCAAACGCACUUUUUGUCUGGUCCUGGGCAACGACAUGCUUCUUCUGCAUAUUAAAAAUGAUGCUACUAGCUCUUUAUCAAACAAAAAGUAAUGAUGUUACCAAACUUCGUUAUUCUCAUGAAAAAUCUCUGUAGAUUCCUUAGCUCGCCAUCUUUGUUAAUCACAACCAUGCAACACGUUGACUCCAAUAGUAUUUUGCCUUUGGGCUUAUAAAUACCAUACAAUUCAAGACCACCUUCAUCUAUUAAAAAGUGGUUUUGUCUAAAAGGAUCAUCAGAGAAACAGUCCCGCUAAACAAUGGAGAAGCCAAUGUUCAAGACUGUCCAAGAGGUGAUUGCUGCCGGCGAAGGGGUAUCGGAAAGAUACCUCCACACAACUAACGGAAACGACAAGGGUCAACCUCUUGACAUUUUGGUGCCCGAGAUGGAUAUCACGGCCGUUGAUCUUAAUCUUCUCCUCUCUUCUUCUGAUGAUGGUCGAGAAGAGUUGAGUAAACUCUACUCCGUACUCUCUAAAUGGGGAGUUGUUCAGGUGAUAAAUCAUGGAAUUGCGGAAGAUUUCCUCGACGAGAUUUUCGAACUAACCAAGCAGUUCUUUGCGCUACCGGCCAAAGAGAAACAAAAGUACGCGAGAGAAAUUAAUACUCUACAAGGAUAUGGAAGCGACAUGAUAUUAUCGGAUAAUCAAGUUCUUGACUGGAUCGACCGCUUGUACCUCACCACUUACCCUGAAGACCAACGAAAGCUUAAACUCUGGCCUGAAACUCCACUUGGAUUUAGGGAAACUUUACAUGAAUUCACAAUGAAGCAGCAACUAGUGAUUAAGAAUUUCUUCAAGGCAAUGGCUAGAUCGUUGGAGUUGGAAGACAAUUGCUUUAUAGAGAUGUGUGGAGAAAAAUCUGUCACGGAGACCAGAUUCAACGUGUAUCCUCCAUGUCCGAGGCCGGACAAGGUUAUUGGGUCUAAACCCCACUCUGAUGGCUCGGCCUUCACUCUUCUCUUACCAGACAAGAAUGUUGAAGGGCUUCAGUUCCUCAAAGAUGGGAAGUGGUAUAAAGCUCCAAUCGUCCCGUAUGCAUUUCUGAUCAAUAUAGGAGAUAUGAUGGAGAUAAUGAGCAAUGGAAUAUACAAGAGCCCCGUUCAUAGAGUGGUGACUAACAGAGAAAAAGCAAGGAUAUCUGUGGCAACAUUUUACGCUCCACAUGAAGACAAAGAGAUUCAACCUGUAGAUGGCAUUGUGUCUGAGACAAGGCCAAGGAUGUACAAGACAAUUAAGAAGUAUGUGGAUUUCUACUUUGAUUAUUAUCACCAGGGUCGAAGACCGAUCGAAGCUGCAUAUAUCUGAACACGGGGUGGCCGGACAAGCCGAGACUAGACUAUAUGGACAGGACGAAUAGUCUUUGACCCUUUCUUUAUUUACUUUCAGUUAAUCAUUAAUAAUGGAUAUGUCUAUCCUUGUGGUUAGGAGCAUACCAACUCCACAUUUCCGCGUUACCUUGUUUGUAAGAAUCUAUGAUUUCCGCAUCUUGUACCGUUUUCCUAUUUAACAAAAAAAAAAAGUCAAAGAAUAAAGGCACGCUUACUCUGCUAAUUGCAAUCUUGUGUUCUAAAUUGAAAAACUUUUAUUGGAAUCUCUAUCAUUUGGACCUAUCUUCCCUUUUGCUUUUGUUUCAAACCACUUGGUUGCAUGCAAAUCACAGAGUCUAAAACAUGAAAACUAAGCAAAUAAUUUUCUUUUAUUGUAUCCAAAAAAUUUAACUAUUGAAAACAAGUGUUUAAAAAUAUAUUGUAUUAUUAUUUGAGAAGUGAAUUUGCUUAUUUGUCAUGUUUUCCAUGAUAUUAGAAUGAAUCAUUAGUUUUAAUAAACAAGUUUAACUAGACUGGAACUUUAUCUUAUCGGAUCGAAAACGCUCUCUCACUAAAAAAACGCUCUCUAUAGAAAACCGCUAGGGUUGCCGGCGGCGCUUUCUCUUCGAGGUAGUCGCCGGUUGCCCACCAUCUUGUUUUCUUUUCUUUUCCCUCGCCGCUCAUCUCCUUCCUCGACCCUGCUUCCUUUCUCGGUGGCUCUGUUUCCUUGCGCCUCCGCGCGGGCUAGAUCUGGCGUGUUGGACUCGGAUCUCUGGAGAAGCAUGGCGGCGGAGUGGUUGAGUGGUUCCUUUGGGUGCGUGGAGUAGUGGGGGUUGCGGUCUGGUGUCAGAUCGGGACUUUGGUAGCGAGAUCUAUCUCCUUCCUCUUACUUUCUCUGUUCACUCUUCUCCGACGGGUGAAAGAGCUUGUUUGGCUGAAUGCGUCUUGGGUUCCUUUAGGCGGAGGAGCUGCGGUGCUUCUUCCUCUUGUUCUUCUGGUCUCCGGCGGCGUGUCUCUGCGCCGAUCAGCCCUCUCUCGGAAGCGUCUCUGUGUUGUUUUUGUACCAAGCCGGGAAGAUCAACGGCGGGUUCUCCGUCGUUGGGGCGUGUGCGAGGAUAUUAGCUGUUGGUCUUGUCAACUGCGGCGAAGCUUUUCGGUGGCGAUGCGUGCUGAGAUAGCAGGGUUCUUGGAUUGAUCUAGGGCUUCCUCGGGUCCACCUCGCCUUCGGGUGAAGGUUGUUGUUUCUGUCUUCUUGGUACAGGUACGAUGGCGUGUGGCGGCACAAGGAUGCUUCUUCUCCGAAUAAAGCUCGACCUUUUCAUUCUGGUGUCCUUGGUCACGAGAGUAGCGGUUUGUUCUUGAAGGCCGCGGAUUAGGUGGGCGUAGCAAGCUGUUUUUAAAAAUCCAAUCUUAAAGAGUUGGUCACCGGGUAGGCCAAUAUUUUCUGGGUCCAAGCUCUCGUAUUAACUGUGGGUUUGAUUCUGUGGCAAGCGAAUGUUCACUCUCUGAUGUUUCCUUCUUGUUUCUGCUGUUAAUCUUGUAGAUAGGUCUGGUAUUUUAGGUCUGAGUCUCUGUUAGCUUGUAUUACUUUGCUCUGCUUCUUGUGAUCUAUGUCUGUCUGUAAAAAACAGAAAAAUUUGGUAU